ACCAACUAAUAGUUGCGCUAAAUAAGGCGGGUGUGUUUACGUUUGGUAUUGUGACUGUUGAGAGUUAGGAUUUUGUCGGUAGAUCGAUUUUAUCUUAAUUUUGAGAUAGAAAAUGCCACCGUUUGGCACGAUUGCUCUGUUUGUCUUAUAGUUAUAUCAAAGCUUGUUUCAAAAGUACAGUAACACUGGCACGACCUGAUCCCAUCUGACACUGACGGCAAAAAGCAAAAGAACUGUGUGAAUGGCUGAGGAGCGGACGAGAGAGCCAGCUGGUCUGGAUGGACUGCCACCGAUGUACAGCAUACUGAAAGGAGAGGUGGUCUCUGUGACAGCAUAUGGUGCUUUUGUCAAAAUUACGGGUUACAGGAAACAAGGCCUGGUUCACAAGAGUGAGAUGUCUGCCUGUCGGGUAGAAAACCCAGCUGAAAUUGUUGAUGUAGGCGAACAAGUUUGGAUAAAAGUCAUUGGCAGAGAGAUUAAUGGUGAUAAAGUCAAACUCUCCUUCUCUAUGAAAGCCGUCAAUCAAGGAACUGGGCGGGACCUAGACCCCAACAAUGUAAUGGCAGAACAGGAUGAACGCAGACGAAGGCAGUUCAAAGAUCACACAGGGCAGAGGAUCACCUUGGAGGCUGUGCUCAACACCACAUGCACAAAGUGUGGCUGCAGAGGUCACUUUGCAAAGGACUGCUUCUCAAAGCCUGGACUGCAGUACAGUUUAGUGCCAGAAGAGGAGGAGGAGCCAGCUGUUCAGAGCACCCAGUCAGAGCCUCAGAAACGUAAAAAGGAAAAGAAGGCAAAGAAAGAAAAGAAGAAAAAGAAAGACAGGAAGAGAUACAGCUCUUCAUCUGAUAGCAGCGAUGAUGAUGCCAAGAGGCCACGACUUCCACAUUCUGAGAAAAAGAAAAAAAACAAGAAGCACAAACGCAAAACAAAGUGAUUGUGAAUCAGGUUCUUACUCAAUAUGUUUGCCUGGUUUUCCAGCACAAGUACUGUAUCUUAACAUCCUUAAAACAAGACACAUUUACUUGAGAAUCAUAAUGACUUAAAGAUAUUAAGUCUUGUUUUCAGAGAAAUCUAAGAAAAUCUAGUGGGGUUUAUGAGGGUAAGUGCACCCCAAAAGUGAAAAUUCUGUCAUCAUUUACUCAUCCUCACAUUGUUCCAAACCUAUAUGACUUUCUCUUCCGUAAACCACACAUACAACAAAAAAUAAUAAUGUUAGGCAGUAUGUUAGUCUUGGUCACUAUUUACUUUCUUUGCAUUUUUUUUCCCCCAUAGUGAAUGGUAACUUAGGCAAACAUUCUGUCUAAUAUCUUUUGUCUUACACAAAAGAAAGAAAGUCAUAUGGCUUUAGAACAACCUCAGGGUGAGUAAAUGACACAAUAUUAAUUUUAGGUGAACUAUUCCUUUAAAUUAAGCAUAACUAUGUGCCAGUGGGGUGAGAAUUGAAUUUAUUGAAUCAAGUUUAUUUAUCUUACCUCAGUGGCAAAUAUUUAAUUUCUUGUUUUAAGCAUAAAUCGAACUAAAUUUGGUUAGAAAAAAAAAAAUAUAUAUAUAUUGUUUAUCAAGUAAAUGUUUCUUAUUUUAAAGGAAUAUUCCAGAUUCAAUACAAGUUGAGCUCAAUCGACUGCAUUUGUGGAAUUAUAUUGAUUACCGCAAAAUAUAAUUUUGACUUGAGCAAAAAUCUGUGCUCCAGUGUGGCACUUACAAUGGAAGUGAAUGGGGCCAAUCCGUAAAAGUUAAAAUACUCACUGUUUCAGAAGUAUAGCCACAAGAUGUAAACAAUAUACUUGUUAACAUGAUUUUAGUGUGAUAAAAUGGCUUACUAACCUUUUCUGUGUAAAGCCAUGAUGAUGUAAUGUCAACAAACCCUAAAAUGACUGUAAAAACUUUACAGCUCAAUUAAUACAUAAAUUUUAACUAAAGAAUUAAUGUGAGUGCUUUUAUAAAACUAUAAGCUUCACAUUUCUGCCUUUAAACCCUCCAAAAAUUGGCCCCACUCACUUCCAUUGUAAGUGCUUCACUGUAACCGUGAUAUUUACAGUGGUGUAUAGAAAGGGAGGGACAGUUUUGUGCUAACAAAUGCUGUCGAUUGAGCUUAACUUGUAUUGAACCUGGAAUAUUCCUUUAAGGAUGCUUGGAUUUUUUACUUGAAAACAGGACACAUAUGUUUAGCAAGAAAAUUUGUUUUUGCAGUGCAAUUAUGAUAUUGUAUGUAAAACAAUUGUGCAUGUAUGCAUUUAUGUGAGUGGAAAUUAACAGAUGUGUGUAGCUGCAUACAUUUUGAAAUGCAUUUGUUUAAAUUAAAAGUUGAAGUGAAUAUGA
Messenger RNA from Myxocyprinus asiaticus (Chinese sucker), 2322 nucleotides. It is a transcript of the gene zcchc17, whose product is annotated as zinc finger, CCHC domain containing 17. The transcript has 8 exons. Gene Ontology annotation, molecular function: zinc ion binding; RNA binding. The coding region runs from base 242 to 937 and encodes 231 amino acids. Gene Ontology annotation, biological process: RNA stabilization. The record is from RefSeq and is a predicted model, not a curated record. NCBI's taxonomy places the organism in Eukaryota, Metazoa, Chordata, Actinopteri, Cypriniformes, Catostomidae.